Mercurialis annua (annual mercury) is the source of this 1719-nucleotide messenger RNA. RefSeq names its product pathogenesis-related thaumatin-like protein 3.5. Bases 231 to 1115 code for a protein of 294 amino acids. Gene Ontology annotation, biological process: defense response. The record is from RefSeq and is a predicted model, not a curated record. Gene Ontology annotation, cellular component: extracellular region. Lineage: Eukaryota; Viridiplantae; Streptophyta; Magnoliopsida; Malpighiales; Euphorbiaceae. The transcript is spliced from 2 exons.
UACGCUGGCAUCAUAUAUAUCAUCAAUAAGUAACCCCUUAGCCGAAGCAAACACACUACUAAAUUACAAAACAUCCCACAUUCGCCGACCUUACUCUUACAUUUUGGACUCCAUGUGCUUUGCUUAUAAAUAGGUCCCCAUUCUCCAUACUUCCACCACAUCAUCCCCACUUUUCAUAACCCUUUAAAUUAAACCCUUCAUUUCUCUAAUACCUUAAGCAACACUCUUCAAUGGCGGAUCAUGCUAAAAACUUCCUUUCGCUGUUCUUCACCUUUCUUAUGUGUUCCUCUGCAUAUUCAUCCACAUUUACUUUCGUAAACAAGUGCACUUACCCUGUCUGGCCCGGUAUACUUUCCAACGCUGGCACCUCUCAACUUCCCACCACCGGUUUCGCUCUCCAACCAGGCGAAUCGAACGCGUUGGAGGUCCCCGUUUCGUGGUCUGGUCGAUUAUGGGGUCGGACGGUUUGCGCUUUUGAUCAGGCAGGGAAAUUCUCUUGUGCAACAGGUGAUUGUGGCUCGUCCACUGUGGAAUGCUCCGGAGAUGGCGCUGCUCCUCCUGCUACGCUUGCAGAGUUCACUCUUAACGGCGCGAAUGGUCUUGAUUUUUACGAUGUGAGCCUUGUUGACGGUUAUAACCUGCCGAUGCUCAUAUCACCACAAGGGGGAACGAGCGGGAAUUGCACGAUCACGGGGUGUUCUGUUGCGCUGAACAAUGCUUGUCCCUCGGAGCUUAAGGUUAUGGAUAGUGAAAAUGGCGAGAACAUAGCGUGUAAAAGUGCGUGCGAGGCAUUUGGGAAUCCUGAGUAUUGCUGUAGUGGGGAUUAUGGAAAUCCCAACACUUGUAAACCAAGUUCUUACUCAGAAUUCUUCAAAAAUGCUUGCCCUCGAGCUUAUAGUUAUGCUUAUGAUGACGGUACGAGCACUUUUACUUGCGGUGGAGCUGAUUAUCAGAUCACCUUCUGUCCGUCACCUUCGACCAGUUUGAAGUCGGCGGAUGGGCAGUACCCACAAGCUGUGGAAAUCUCAACCGGUACUCGCAGAACGUCACCUUAUCACAUUGGCAUUGUUAUAACCAUUUUCGCAUCAAUUUGGCGGCUGUCGCAACUCUGUUGAUCCCGUCAACGGGAUAUAUCUAGCUACAAGAAUUUCAUCGAUCAUUCGACUCGUUCAAUUUGUUCGACUAUAAAGUUUUUGAGGAACGAGGAUUAUUCUAUAAAUUGGAAUCACCAAAACUAAAUAGUAUAAUCUAUUUCAUAUUCAUAAACAAGUCAUGAGUAUGAAACAAGAGUAUACUAUUUGUUAUGUAAUGAAUUGUGCAACAUGUGCAAAGAUUCAAAGUGGCAUGCAAUUGGCCUGCAAAUUGUGUGUGGUAGCCAAGUUGGAGAAAGAAUUUUGAUUUUGAAACAUUAAAAAAGUUGUUUGAGGUGCAAAGAUGUGAUGGAAAUAGCAAUUCAUAGAUCAGCAAUCAUGUUUGUGACUUGGAAAAUGAACUUUAUAUAUGGAUGGAGACAAAUUAGCAAAGAAGAGCAUGUUGGCUAAAAUUUAAAUGUUUGGUUAAAGAAUAUUAAUUAAUGUUUCAAUGCUUUCAAGUUGAUUUGGAGAUGUAUUUGAAAUAUUAUUUUUGGGCAUACUAUGAUUACUAGUUUGAUUUGUGUAAAAUAAAUAUCUUAAAGCUUUGCCUAUUAUUGCCAAUUUUGAUUAGUUCACAUUCUUUCAA